Messenger RNA from Exserohilum turcica Et28A, 2289 nucleotides. RefSeq lists its product as uncharacterized. Bases 1 to 2229 code for a protein of 742 amino acids. The record is from RefSeq and is a predicted model, not a curated record. Gene Ontology annotation, biological process: tRNA processing. The transcript is spliced from 3 exons. Gene Ontology annotation, molecular function: flavin adenine dinucleotide binding; metal ion binding; tRNA dihydrouridine synthase activity. NCBI's taxonomy places the organism in Eukaryota, Fungi, Ascomycota, Dothideomycetes, Pleosporales, Pleosporaceae.
AUGACUGCAAGUGAAGGUAACGCGGCCGAGUCUGGCCACCAGCCCGCCGACGGUAGUGUCGCAUCGAAUUCCAACGCCGCAAAUGGUGGCAAUGCUAUGGUCGAUGUGAAGUCCGACGCACCCUCGAGUCCAAAGAAGAGAGCCAGAACAAGCAGUGAGGGCCUCGACGGUGCUGCUGCUGAUACUUCUGUCAAGCGAGUCAAGGGCGUGGCGCCCAUCAAGGCAGAAUUUUUGAUACAUCACAACGGCAACCACGACGACGCAAGAGGGCCGGCCGUGGACGACGACGCGGCCGAGGCAGCCGAUGCGGACCGCAAGUCUGGAGGCCUGCCCAAGACUGAUGCUCGUGAUGCCCCCAGAGGCAAGGGCAAGAGCAAAAAAGAAAAGAAACAAAAAGGCCAAAACACCAGCCGCACUUUUGGAAGCUCUCGUGACAAGAUACCACUCUGUGGCACUCGCGCAACUUUCAACGAAUUCUCGCCCAAGGAAUGUCCAUAUGGCGAAAAGUGCAAGUUCGAGCACGGUCUUCGCAAGUACCUCAAGGAUGGCCGACGGGAGGACCUGACCACUUUUGGUGGCCAGUGCCCAAUCUUCCAAGUCAAGGGCUUCUGCCAUUUUGGCUGGAAGUGCCGCUUCGUUGGAAGCCACUCGGAAGAGCGCACCACGGAAGAUGGCAGGAAAGAGCUGGUCCUGAAAGAAAAUGCCGAACUCAAAGCAACAGUUACGGGAGAUGACGACGAGGCCGAGGCCGAAGUGGUCAACAUCGUGCCCAAGGAAGUCAAGUUUGGUCUAUCGAGACGGAAGAUUGGCACUCCACGGUCUGACCAGUAUCUACAAUGGAUUGAGAGCAACAGCCGGAGCGAACGAGACAUGUUUGAUACUGCUCAGAUGGACCCGGAGAUUCUCAAAGAGGAAAAAGAAGCGCGUAGGGCAGAGUAUGUCGAGGCGCCUUUUAGACCGUCUGAGAAGCGAAGACUGUACUAUGGGCCCGAGACGCCCGUGCUCGCACCUCUUACCACCCAGGGCAACCUUCCCUACCGGCGACUUUGCAUCGACUUUGGCUGCCAAGUAACAUGGAGCGAGAUGGCCAUGGGCAUGCCUCUGAUCCAAGGUGACAAGGGUGAAUGGGCACUCAUGAAAGCCCACGAGUCGGAAAUCACUCCACCGAAAUUCCUAUCAAAGAACACAAUUGUGCAGGGCUACGACAAUUCUACCGACAUGAAGUUUGGCGCGCAGAUUGCCGCAAACAAGCCAUGGCUGGCUACAAAGACGGUCGAAGUGUUGACGGAUCACUGCCCCAAGCUGCGCGCCAUUGACCUCAACUGCGGAUGUCCAAUCAAUCUCGUCUGCGAAAAGGGAAGUGGCUCUGCACUACUGGACAGCGAGGCCAAACUGGAGCACAUCCUGCGUGGCAUGAGCUACGUCUCCAAAGAAGUUCCCAUCACCGUCAAGAUCCGCAUGGGGACAAAAGACAACCACCCGACCGCACAAAAACUUAUCAAGCGACUCGUGCUAGGCGGCCACGAAGCCGUUGAAUCCGGAAAAGGCACAUCGGGCGUUGCAGCCAUCACCCUCCACGGGCGAAGCAAGCAGCAACGGUACACUCGCAGCGCAGACUGGUCGUACAUUGCGGAGUGCUCCGCGCUCAUCAACCGGCUCCGCAAGGAACAAGACGCCCAAACCGACACCGUCCGCGAGGCCGAUGCCCGCGACCUCGCAAACGGCGGCCACGUCUACUUUGUCGGCAACGGCGACUGCUACUCGCACGAAGACUACUACCAGCACCUCAACAACGCCAAAGUCGACACCGUCAUGGCCGGCCGCGGCGCCCUCAUCAAGCCCUGGCUCUUCGAAGAAAUCGAAAAGGGCCAGUACCUCGACAAGUCUGCCACCGAGCGCCUCUCGUACAUUGAAAAGUUCACAAAAUACGGCUUGCAGACGUGGGGCUCCGACGAAAUGGGUAUUGGCACCACGCGUCGUUUCCUGCUUGAAUGGCUGAGCUUUGCGCAUCGCUAUGUUCCGAUUGGGCUGCUGGAGCAUUUGCCGCCGAAUAUUCAGGACCGGCCCCCGAGGUUUAGGGGACGAAAUGAGCUCGAGACUUUGAUGGCGAGUGAGCAUUAUAAGGACUGGAUUAAGCUGAGUGAAAUGUUCCUUGGCCCUGCCCACGAGAACUUCAAGUUUGAACCCAAGCAUAAAUCCAACGCUUAUGAGAUGGAAGCCGAGGGAUAGGAAGAUGGCAUGGCGCAACAGUUUGUUUGAUGACUGUGUCAAUAUGUGGGGUAUGCGAAC